UGUCAGGCGCGUUUCUCCAGUGCUCGAGCGAGGGCACACCACAGCCGCUGACUGCGAGCUGCUCCUGGCGAACUACAUCCCAUCCGAGUUCACACAUGCCUACCAGGACCGCCUCGAGAUGUUCAUCACCACAGCAACGGUGUGGCUCUUUCACUGUGACAUGCAAGUGGCGUCUCGAGAGGUUGUGUUCGACAUACUGGGGAGGAUGAUCAGGGCGGCGGACGUCUUGUCUGUUGAGUCCGCCGCACCGGCUGAUACCGCGGCAGGCAUCUCGCAGGAUGGCAACGCCGUUGACGUCCGAGCUAACCAUCGGGAGUGGAUCCGGGAACUGUAUUGGACGAGAGCGACGCUGACGGAGCGAUAUGGCGCACUGUUCAGGCGACUCCUGCAUGCACUUGAGAAGGCGUACAAGCUGGACAAGCUCCGCGGCGACGAGGAUCCGAUCCGGGAUGAUCUACACGACGCGCUCGAGACGUCACACAACACGUACGGGUCCACAUGUGAGGUCGACGGCUGCCCCUGGAUCGGGCACGCCAAGAGCCAGCAGGACGAAGGCCGCAAUUAUGUCGAGUGCGAUCUGCUCUCGAAGAGCGUCAGACCCGCCUCCGCCGCAGAUGCGCACAGCGAGGAACGGCCGUCCGAACUGCGGCCGCCGCCAUCGUCUGGACCACAGCCAUCACCGUCGUCCGAACCGGUCAUUUCAUCUGACCCGCCCCAAGGACUCGCCCACGCCGAACCACAUUGCACGACGUCGCACGACGCCCCUCCAGCGCCAGCAAUCCGAAGCGCGCCCAAUUGUCUGAGCUCGCGGUCUUCGUUGUCGGCCACUAAGCACAAGCCGCGACGUCAUGCGAUGGGAAGGGUAAGGGAAGCAAGGUCGAUGGAUGAGCUGACGAGACCAGAGGCAGCACGGGUAGAAGCGGGACGGCGGAGGUCCUGGGGGUGACGGUCCAGACUCAGGUUGUAUAUGUAUAUUUCACCGGCGCAUAUAGUAGUAAAUUGUAUUGGUAGAGCGGUCGUUCAUACGUGCAACAAUGAGUGCGUGAACACGGAGCUCGGGGGAUGUAUGCCCAAGACUCUUAAUUAUGAUAGUAAAUUGUUCAGCUGGUGGAUAUAGUGAUAUUCAAAGACAAUACACGUGAAUGAAGACCGUCCACCGCCAGUCGACUGAAAGGCUGCUUGCCGCCACCUCAACACUUGCAGGAUUAUCGAUAGGAUGCUAUAUCAUUCGGGCAGGGCAUGCACUUGGCGCAGACUAAAGCACGG
Phanerochaete carnosa HHB-10118-sp is the source of this 1266-nucleotide messenger RNA. RefSeq lists its product as uncharacterized. The record is from RefSeq and is a predicted model, not a curated record. The coding region runs from base 564 to 803 and encodes 79 amino acids. The transcript has a single exon. NCBI's taxonomy places the organism in Eukaryota, Fungi, Basidiomycota, Agaricomycetes, Polyporales, Phanerochaetaceae.